Molecule: messenger RNA, 2204 nt
Organism: Eutrema salsugineum
Lineage: Eukaryota; Viridiplantae; Streptophyta; Magnoliopsida; Brassicales; Brassicaceae
Product: trihelix transcription factor GT-2
Exons: 2
Coding region: 203-2041 (612 amino acids)
Source: RefSeq, a predicted model, not a curated record
CUCUUCUUCCUCAUGUAAACUCUCUCUCUCUCACUCUUUCUUUAUCUCUCCCAUUUUUUUUUUCCCUUUCUUCUAUGAAUAUUUAUUUUUCCCUUUUUAAUUUUUAUUUUUCAUUUCUGUAACUUCUCCGUCAAAUACACAGAGAGGGGGGGAAAAUUUUUAAGGAAAAAAGAAAGAAGGGAUUAAAUCGAAACCCUUAAGGAUGAUGCAGCUGGGUGGUACUACAACCCCAGCCGCUUCCUCCGCCGCAACCGCAGCGGCGCCGCCACAAUCGAACGAUUCGGCCGCUACAGAAGCUGCGGCAGCUGCAGCAGCGGUUGGGGCGUUUGAGGUGUCGGAGGAGAUGAGCGACCGCGGUUUUGGAGGAAACCGGUGGCCGCGGCAGGAAACGCUGGCGCUGCUGAAAAUACGAUCUGACAUGGGAAUAGCGUUUCGAGACGCUAGCGUUAAAGGACCCUUAUGGGAAGAGGUUUCAAGGAAAAUGGCGGAGCUUGGUUACAUAAGAAACGCGAAGAAAUGCAAAGAGAAAUUCGAAAACGUUUACAAAUACCACAAACGAACCAAAGAAGGUCGUACCGGAAAAUCCGAAGGCAAAACUUAUCGGUUCUUUGAUCAAUUAGAAGCUCUCGAGACUCAAUCAACCUCCUCGCUCCAUCAUCAACAACAACAACCGCCUCAACCACAACCGCAACCGCUUCAACCGCCACUCAACAACAACAACAAUAGCUCAUUAUUCUCCACUCCUCCUCCGGUGACGACAGUUAUGCCGCCGAUGACAAGCAUCACUCUUCCUCCUUCAUCAAUUCCUCCUUAUACUCAGCCUGUGAACAUACCUUCAUUCCCAAACAUCUCCGGAGACUUUCUGUCGGAUAAUUCGACAUCUUCUUCCUCUUCUUACUCGACUUCUUCCGACGUUGAGAUUGGCGGCACCACCGCGUCGAGGAAGAAGAGGAAGAGGAAAUGGAAGGACUUUUUCGAGCGGUUGAUGAAACAGGUUGUUGACAAGCAAGAGGAGCUUCAACGCAAGUUCUUGGAAGCUGUCGAGAAGCGAGAGCACGAGAGAUUGGUCAGAGAAGAAACUUGGAGAGUCCAAGAAAUCGCUCGAAUCAACCGCGAGCACGAGAUCUUAGCACAAGAACGCUCUAUGUCCGCCGCUAAAGACGCCGCGGUUAUGGCGUUUCUUCAGAAGCUAUCAGAAAAACCAAACCCUCAAGGUCAACCAAUCGCACCGCAACCGCAGCAAACUCGAUCGCAAAUGCAGGUUAAUAAUCAUCAGCAGCAAACGCCUCAACGACCACCACCUCCUCCUCCGCUUCCGCAGCCAACGCAGCCGGUGACACCUACCUUAGACGCUACUAAAACGGACAAUGGUGAUCAGAACAUGACUCCGGCGUCGGCUUCUGCGGCGGGAGGAGCGGCGGCGAGCUCGUCGCGGUGGCCGAAAGUGGAGAUAGAGGCGUUGAUAAAGCUGAGGACAAAUCUUGAUUCAAAGUAUCAAGAGAACGGACCAAAGGGACCGUUGUGGGAAGAAAUAUCAGCGGGAAUGAGAAGGUUAGGAUUCAACAGGAACUCGAAGAGAUGCAAAGAGAAAUGGGAAAACAUCAACAAGUACUUCAAGAAAGUCAAAGAGAGCAACAAGAAACGCCCCGAAGAUUCCAAGACUUGCCCUUACUUUCACCAGCUCGAUGCUUUAUAUAGAGAGAGGAACAAACUCCACUCAAACAACAACAACAACAACAUCGCAUCUUCUUCCUCAACUUCCGGUUUAAUCAAACCGGAUGAUUCAGUUCCUUUGAUGGUUCAACCGGAGCAGCAAUGGCCUCCGGCGACGGCAGCUACGACGACGACUACGGUGGCGGCUGCUCAGACCGAUAAUCAUCCUCAUCCUUCUCAGCCGUCGGAUCAGAACUUUGAAGAUGAAGAAGGCACAGACGAAGAGGAAUACGACGAGGAGGAAGAAGAGGAAGAGAAUGAAGAAGAGGAAGGAGGUGAGUUUGAGCUUGUGCCAAGCAAUAACAACAAGACGACGAAUAAUCUGUGAUAUGUGGAUAAAUGAUUCCGGUUUGAUGGGUGGAUUGUGGUCAAAGAUUAGUAGUCUUUUUUUUUUUUUAAAGUUUUGAUACAGGAAGAAGAGAAUUUAAAUAUUGGAGGGGGGGUUAUGUUUUUCUUUUUCAUCUUUGAUUUUUAAGUUAUACUGAGAAAAA